This is a messenger RNA of Brugia malayi, 1677 nucleotides long. RefSeq lists its product as uncharacterized. Gene Ontology annotation, biological process: transmembrane transport. The transcript has 11 exons. Bases 1 to 1677 code for a protein of 558 amino acids. Gene Ontology annotation, molecular function: transmembrane transporter activity. The record is from RefSeq and is a predicted model, not a curated record. Lineage: Eukaryota; Metazoa; Nematoda; Chromadorea; Rhabditida; Onchocercidae. Gene Ontology annotation, cellular component: membrane.
AUGAAGAAAAGAAAUAUCAAAGUGGAAAGAACUCGCGGCGGUGACAUUCGUUAUUCCAGCAAUUUGCCAGAAUAUUGUAACUGGCAUUUGCCAGUUAUUCCGUCAUCUACGCAAAGUGAUCGAUGUCAAUUACAUUCCAUUGACGCUUGGCACGCACGUGAACGUGGUUUAAUUCCAAAAAGUUUAAAUCAAGAAUCAGCGUCCAUUAUCGAGUGGCAACUAUCAGAACGAAGGCCUAUUAUUGGCGCUAAUUGUCCAAAACAUAGGAAUUAUUAUACAGUUAUGUCAUCACAACAAUCAUCGGCACCACAGGUUAUUACUAGUAAAAAUUUACCAGCAAAUGGUAUGAUACCAAUGGGUAGUGGUACUUCUUAUACAGGACCAUCAACAAACCAAAUGGGUACCACGCUAAAAACACCUCUACAAUCAGGUGCAAUAGCAUCCUAUCAAGAAGAAGAAGGAAUUGAUUGCUCACCUUGUUGCAGUAACGAUGUUUUCAGGCGGACAUUCCGAAAUAUUGUUUAUGGACAAAUUUUGUCAUUAUGUUUAUGUGGUACAGGCGUUGGUAGUCAGUUACUCAGUAAUAGAGGAGUAAAUACUCCCACAGCUCAAAGUUUUCUUAACUAUUUCCUAUUAUCAUCAAUUUAUGGGACAGCGCUAGUAUUUCGAAAAGGCGAGAAUGCAUUUUUACCAGUGCUCAGGGAACGUGGAUGGCGCUAUUUGCUGUUAGCUAUUGUGGAUGUUGAAGCUAACUAUAUCAUUGUUUAUGCUUAUCAGUUUACUAAUUUGACUAGUGUACAGUUGCUGGAUUGCUCAACGAUACCGAUGGUAUUACUAUUAUCGUGGUUAUUCCUUUCUACACGCUACCUCUUGACACAUAUAAUUGGUGUUGGAAUAUGUCUUGUCGGAAUUACCGUUCUUAUUUGGGCUGAUGCUUUGGAAGGAAAGGGUACUUCUGGUGAUUCUAAUCGAGUAUUAGGUGAUGUAUUAUGUUUGAUUGGUUCAGUUCUAUAUGCAAUUGGUAAUGUUAGUGAGGAAUUUUUGGUGAAACAAAAUAGUCGAAUUGAAUAUCUUGGUAUGGUUGGCUUAUUUGGCUCAAUCAUCUCUGGUAUACAACUCGCUACUUUAGAGCAUCGUCAAUUAGCAUCAAUUAAUUGGUCAGGAAUGAUCAUAAUAUACUACCUUUUAUUUGCUGCAUGUAUGUUUCUAUUCUAUUCAAUGGUCAGUGUAGUUGUACAAAAGUCUUCCGCUCUUAUGUUCAACUUAUCAAUACUUACUGCCGAUUUUUAUACUCUUGUUUUUGGCUUAUUCAUGUUUAAAUAUGAAUUUCAUCCGUUAUAUUUCUUAUCAUUUGCCCUAGUAAUUAUCGGUUCUCUAAUAUAUUCAAUCCGAGAAACGGAAAGGCGUGAUCCGGAUGAACCACGUAAUAUAUGCUGCUUAUUAUGUCAUUGCUGUACAAAUAAUAAUAGACAAUCAUUACAAAUUCCUCAACAAUCUUUUAAUCGGAUUUCGUCGAUGCAACCAAGAAGCGGAAUUGGAAUAACGAAUAUUCCGGUAUGCGGUGGGACAACUGCAUAUCCGAGAACUACAAAUAUUAGACAUUGUCCAGUACAUGGUCGACAAAUUCCCAUUUUACAACAACAACAACAGAUUAGUACAGUGGAAACAUAUGCAUAA